Drosophila virilis is the source of this 2237-nucleotide messenger RNA. RefSeq names its product transcriptional regulator ATRX homolog. The record is from RefSeq and is a predicted model, not a curated record. NCBI's taxonomy places the organism in Eukaryota, Metazoa, Arthropoda, Insecta, Diptera, Drosophilidae.
GUUGCCACUCCUGCAACAUUCUGACGCGGUGGCAACGCCGUUGCGUUGUAUAUACAGAAAUCAAAUAAGAAUUUUUUGCAAAUCGGAAACGCGCUUAAAUAACGAUAAUAACAAUUAAAAAAAGACUACAAAAACAAUAAACUGAGAAGCGAAAUGAAACUGGAAGAGCUCUUGACAAAGGGUGCAUCAUCGCCGCAGGAGGACGACGACGAUGAUGAAAAGGCGGAGUCGAAAACAAAAGCCACAAAUGCCUCCGACGAGGGGGUGGAGAACGCUGAAGAUGCUGCUGAGGAGUCUGCUGAAAAGGAAAGCGCAACGGGCAAGAAAAAAGGCACACGCAAAAAACGUUCACUCAAUUGGGAGGAAGCGGAGCGCGGCCUGCUGCUAGAGGUCAUCAAAACAAAAGUUGCAUUCGUUGAGAAUCGCAGCGUCGACGCCAAAAGCAUCAAGGCCAAGCGACUGGCCUGGUCGCAAAUAACCAAACAAUUCAAUGCCCUGAACUUUCGACAUCGCCUGCUGGAGCAAAUUCAAGUGCAGUGGCGCAGCAUGAAAAAUUCGGCGAAGCGCGAACAUCAGCAAAAGCAUCCAAAAUCGGAUGCGCUAGAGGGCAUGCGCAUGAUUGAGUUCAUGGAGGAAUUGCAAAAGGAUCCGGUAUCGUCGCGCAGUCAAACGCGCAGCGGCACCAAUGGCGCUGUAAAUGUACCACUGAAAAAGGAACUGCUCGAAUUAGAUGAGGACGAGGAUAUGCCACUGGCUGCCUUGCCAAAUUCAACAAAUGCCAGUGAGGAUACAUUGCAAACAUCCACCAUAGCCAUACCCUCACCACCGCCCUCCACCGCCGGCGGCGACUCACAGCAGGAGAGCGCCCAACCGCAAUCAGCGCCCAAUAGACGCAAACGUGCCAAAGCCAAACCAUUGCUGAGCAGUAAGGACGACACAGACGGCACUACUGGCCCGCCGGACAACGACAAGACUUCACCAACGCGCAAAAGGCGACAACGCAACCAUUCACAGGCACAGUCGGUGCUAUCCGAGGAUGAGGCGCCGGCUGCUAGUGCCGCCGCAGUUGGAGCAUAUACGCCAGCCACAGCUGCCAAUGAGGCAAUUAGCUGCUUGGACAUGGAGGAGAAAUACAAACAGCAGCUGUUCAAGCUGCUUAAGCAAGCGCGCCUGGCCGAGAUUGAUUAUGCACGGCGCGAGCACGAGCAAAAGCUGCGCUUUGAGCAAAUGGAGCAGGAACUCAAGAUGUCGUACUAUCGACAGGAGCAGGACCUCAAGCUGCGACAUAUGCGCGAGGAGCACGACAUACGGUUGCGUCAACAGCGGCGCGAGCACGAAGCCCGUCUCACUGUUUACAAUCUCAACAGCAGCGCCUACAACGGCAACGGCGAACUGCAACAGCAGCAGCAGCUACAGGAGGAGGAGCAGCAGCAGCAGCAGUCACAGUUGCCGCACGGCGUGCGCUGCAAUGCCAAAACGGACUAUAAUAAUGUGCACCUGGAUGGCGGCACAGCUCAGCCACAGCCAUCGACAUCGUCAAGCAGCAGCAGCACGGAAGCAGCGCUGGCGCUCAACACCAACUCUUUGGCUUACAACUAGUUGUUGUAGGCACACCCAUACACACACACACACACACACACACCCAGUCACCGAGAACACAUGAUAAUACGCAUUGCCAGAAUUUAGUGGAUACUGUAUACAAAAGAGGAAACAACAAAAAACUUAGCUUGAAAUGCGUUUAGCAAAAUGUAGAAGACUCUCAAAUUGUCUCAAAAGACACAGACUAUUCAUGAUUGAAUAUGGACAUUAAAUCAUAUACAAUAUACUCACGUUGCCACACGCAGGCGACGUCUUUUUUCGCGCCCUGCACGGACACAAAUCGAAUGGACUGUUUUUUUCUUUUUCUUUUUUCGUUGGUUUUGGUGCAUGCCACAACACAGACUAACAGACAACCAACCACCCACCCAGACAGACAAACAAACACACACUACGCAAACAUUAUUUGCAUUUUUUCAAUAUUAGUAUUAUUAUUAUAUUUGUAUCCUGGUAUCUGUUAAGUGAACUUGCUCUACAAAGUUAUGAAUAUUUAUGAAUUUCACAAGCGGUUGUGUCGCAAGAACAAACAAACAAAACAAAAAUCAAAUAAUACUCAAAGAACCCUCGAAACACACAUGCAGAAAGGAAACAAAAGAAAUCCUCGCAUGAGUUUUUCCAAUUUCCAAUUUGAAGAAAACCUA